GGGAGGGAAUCGCGUCCGCCCACAAAAGCCACAGAAUUUUUUUUACUGUGCCUCAAACGCAAUUGUGCAUCAAAAAAAGUGAAUCCGGGAGUGAAUUCCUCCGAAUAAUCUCACAAAAAUACAUCCGGGAUAGAAAAAAAGCGGAGGGGAAUACCAAGGGCGUGAUGGUUCGGAAUACAUCGAUAUUUAAAUAGAAGUGGGUGGGCCUUCGCGCAGACGGAGCUCUCUGACAGAUCCGCGCAGGAAUAUUAUUUAACAAGGCCCGUUUUGAGAUCUCCGCCGUUCGACCCGACCCGCUCGGACUCGCCUGACAGUUUGUGCUCCGUUAUUGACGGGUGUUUUUGCAUUGGCACCGCCCUUCCUGACGGGGUGGGUCCGCGCGUCAGAGCUGCGCCACGGUCUGCGGCCGCUGGAGAAAAUAGGCCGUCCUUCUGCUGGGCUGCUGCCUGCCUUCCGCCUGCCUUCCACGGCGUCCGGCCUUUUUUCUCUUAAACAACUCCUCUCCGGGUUUCAUUAAUGCGGAAUGAGUGAUCAAAAGAAGGAAGCCAUGGCCACAGAUGGGGGGAAAGCCGGUGGAGCUGAUGUUGGGACGAAAGGGAAAAGUUCUGGAUCACAGGAUGCACAGCCGUCUCCUCUCGCAAUGCUUGCAGCGACGUGCAGUAAAAUAGGGGGUGUUGGCGGCGAGGGUCAAGCGGCCACGCAACAGCAGAUAAUAAUCGACCCCAACCAAGGUCUGCUUCAGCUCCAGAACCCCACGCAGCAGCUCGAGCUGGUUCCUGCACAGCUUACAGGAAACGGCUGGCAGAUCAUAGCCACUUCCCCUGCCACUGCAACCAAAGACAGCGUUCAGCAGCAGGCGGCCAAUGAUGGCGCGGCAGGACGAAAGGUCAAGUUGAUGGGUUCAAAUAAUGCACCUGGUUCACAGCAGCAGCAGCAGUUUCAAAUCAUCCAGGUGCAGAAUCUGCCGAACUCGUCCGGCGGGAUUCAGUAUCAAGUCAUCCCGCACCUUCAGACCGCCGACGGACAGCAGAUCCAAAUAAGCCCUAGUAACCCCACGGCCUUAAGCGUCCAGCCCGAACAGAUCCAGCUCAUUUCCACCGGAAACAACCAAGCCAUUCUGGCCACGCCCCAAAGGGCGGGAUCAACCGGCAUCGUCACACAAAACCAGACGAUUCCGCUUCAAAUCAGACCGUCGUUUCCUUUGCAGCUGCAAACUAUUCAGGGUACGCAAGGGCCUAUGAUGACCACGCUACCUAUUAAUCUCGGUGGCAUGACUUUUGCGCUGCCGGUUAUCAAUAACGUAGCAGGGGGCGGAGCUUCGGUUCAACUCGUCCAAUCAGGCGACGGAUGCAUUUCAAACGGAAACCAAGCAAGCACAGCAGAAUCCACAAGCGUUUCGACGUUCACCACGACUAGCGAUGCGAUCGUCGCGACGUCUACCAAUCCUACAGCGUCCAGCGGAACCGAGAGCCAGAAAGAGGGUCAGUCGGGCGAGUCGGACGCCCAGAAUCUCGCUCAAUCCAACGGCCUGCAAUCCGUGUCCGAGCAGGCCGGCCAAAUCCAGCAGUUCCAAAUCGUGGGUCACCCAGUUCUCCAGCAGAUCCAGAUCCAGUCGCCCCAACAGCAGGUGGUCCAGGGCUCCAUACAGAUCCAGCCCGGCCAGACUUUACAGCCGAUGCAGCAGAACCUCCAGCUGCAGGCCUUCCAGAACCCCACGCAGGUUCUGAUCCGGACGCCCACGCUCACCCCGUCGGGUCAGAUCAGCUGGCAGACCGUCCAGGUCCAGAAUGCGGGCGUUCCCCAGCAGCUGACACUCGCCCCCAUGGGGUCGAACACAAGCGGGGGGACGUACACGCAGAUCGCCCCGCUGACGCUCGGUGGGUCGCCCAUCACGCUCAGCGCCGCCCAGUUGUCCUCUGGGACCGGGGUGCAGACGGUGAACAUCGCAGGUUUAGGGACGGCUGGGGUCCAGAUGCAGGGCGUCCCGCUCACCAUCACCGGCGUGCAAGGUCAGCAGCAGGGUCAAGAGGGGGUCAAAGUUCAGACGGCCCCGAUGACGGUCACUGUUGGCAACAUCAGCAGCACGACCCUAAACGCAGUGAGUCCAGACCAGAUGGGGCAGGUCCAGAGCCCGUCGGAUCAGGAGGGUCAGCCCGGCAAGAGGCUGCGCAGGGUGGCCUGUUCCUGCCCCAACUGCAGGGACGGAGAGGGGAGAAAUAACAGCGACCCGUCAAAGAAGAAGCAGCACGUGUGUCACAUGGAGGGCUGCGGGAAGGUUUACGGCAAAACGUCUCACCUGAGAGCUCACCUGCGCUGGCACACGGGAGAGAGACCGUUCGUCUGCAACUGGAUCUUCUGCGGGAAACGCUUCACCAGGAGCGACGAGCUUCAGCGGCAUCGCAGGACACAUACAGGUGAGAAGAGGUUCGAGUGUCCAGAAUGCUCCAAGAGGUUCAUGCGGAGCGACCACCUGUCAAAGCACAUCAAAACCCACCAGAACAAAAAAGGUGGAGCGGCACUCACCAUCAUCACCACAGAUGAGAUGGAGGAGGAGAUGGAGGAAGCGCUGGGCUCGCCGAGGAUCGUCACUGUGUCCACGAUCUCGCAGGAUUCGAACCCGGCCACGCCCACCACUUCAAACAAUUUAGAGGAGGAGUUUGAGUAGUUUUCCCGCCAAAAACGAUCGGCUGAAAGCACCACAAUAUUGUUUGUUUAUAAGUUGAUUUGUUUAUGUUCUUCAUUCUUUUUCUAUCGACGAUGGACAGCUGUUUGAGCGCACUCGAUUUUUUUUCUUAUGGAAAUUUAAUACUAUCAAAUAUUAUGACAGAAUAAUCUAAUGGAAAUAGUAUGAGUUGUUAAGAGACGCGCAUUUCUAAGAGAUGGCAUUUGUUUUGUUACGAGUAGCACAAGAAGUACUGAAGUUACUGAAGUAUUGAGGUUCCCAGAUGCUCCUGAAGAUGUCGCUAUGCACAAAAAUAAUAUAUAUCAGUUUCGAAGUGGUUUGUGUGGAAACUUGUUUACGCCACAAGAAAAAAAUAAAUAUGGAUUAUCUUUUUUUUUUCAUCUCACAAUUCUGACUUUUUUCUAAUAAAUCCGAGUUUAUAUCUCGCAAUUCUACCUUUUUCUUUGAAUUUAGUUUAUAUUCCACAAUUCAGCUUUUUCUCAUAAUUCGCAUUUUAUAUCUCGCAAUUGAUAUAUUUCACUGAAUUCUGAUUUUAUAUCUCGUAAUUCUAACUUUUUUCGUAAUUCUAGGUUUAUAUCUCGUAAUUCUGAGUUUAUAUCUCGUUAUUCUGAGUUUUUAUCUCGUAAUUCUAGGUUAUAUCUUGUCAUUCUAACUUUUUUCUCAUAAUUCUGAGUUUAUAUUUCGUAAAUUUUACUUUUCCUUUGAAUUCUGAGUUUUAUAUCUUGCAAUUCUUUGAAUUAAGUUUAUAUUUCACAAUUCCGAUUUUUCUUUAAUUAUGGACUUUAUACCUUGCAAUUCAAAUUUUUCUUUAAAUUAUGAGUUUAUAUUUUGUAAUUUUGACUUUUUAAUCAUAAUUAAUUAUAAGUUUACAUUUCGGUGUUCUGUUUUUUUUUUUUUUUUUUUUUUUUUUUUUUUGGGGGGUGCGGAGGGUUGUUUCUGCCAUAAAAUAAAAAUAAAUUAAAGGAAUUUUCGACUUCUUAUCUCGCUUCUCACACAUUUUUUUUCACAAUUUUUAUCUUUAAAUUCGGAUUUUUUUUUUCACGUGGAAGAAAAAAGUCAGAAUUAUGAGAUGAAAUGUUAGAAUUGGGAGAAUUUUUUUUCGAAUUGUGAUAUAAAAUCAGAAUUGCGGGAAAAAUGUCAGAAUUAUGAGAUACAAAUGUAGAAUUGCAAAAAAGGUCUGAAUUGUGAUAUAAACUUGAAAUUGCGAAGAAAAGUAGUCCGAAUAGUUAUGAGUAAAAGUUGCAAAUACCUUUUUUCAUUUAUUUUUACCCUGUAGUGGAAACAAGCUUCCGUAGGUUUCAGAUGGAUUCUCGGGGUUUGAGAAUCGCAAAAUUUCACGCGACAUCUGUGGGUUUCCAUACGAUCAGGCUAAAAAGAUAAGUACCUGAAGGAUCUUUAGUGCAUGAUUAGAGCCGCAGCACAAGCUAGAAAGUGACGCUGUCUGUGAUUGGAGCAUGUCGCGAAGCGUCAGCCAAUCACGGCCUCACGUUCAGAGCGCUUUAGAAUUCAGGCAUAUAUAUAUAUAUAAAACCGAUGAUUCAACAGUCAAACUUUUAUGUAAGGAGAAACGAGAUUAUAGAAACGGGCUAUUUAAAGAAAAGCACAGUAGAUUUACAAAUAAUGCAUUCCAGUUACGAUUUCUUUAGAAAAAUUUAUAAUAAUAAUAAACGAAAAAGAAAACAAUCUAGCUUUCUGAGACAUUCGAUGUUAAACGAAAGCAAUACUUUAAAGACAAUCUUUACCAUGUUUACAUUACCGAGGGGUAGAAUAGGUUUAAGAAGUUCUCUCUGAUCUCAAGUCAUAUAAACUGUACUCUGAUGCCUUAACAAACACUGCAGUACCACUACGUUACGGUUGGGCAGGGGGACUGUUUUUUCAGACAUAUUCGUGUGCAGGAGACCGCGUUUAGCUUUUUAUACACGAUGGCGAACACUGUGUCCACUUCAGCCCUUGUGAAGGUCCCCGACCCGCGUGCAUGUGUCCUCCUGUCGCCCGUUGACUUUCUUGCGCUCUCCAAAGAGAUUUGACCCUGUUAUGUGCACCGACGCCCUCAAAAACGUUCCCUCUGCCUCCACAGGUCACGAAUGGGUGGGAAACGCACCCUGAAGCCACUUAGAUGAGUUUGAUAGUGAGAAAUCUGUGGCUUGGCGUUCUUAACCAUGAGUUUCGUUUCAUUUCAAGCCCAGUUUGUGUUCCCACACAGCACGAGUAGGGUAACAAGCCGCCCGUGCGUUUGCGUGUGCGCGUCUAAUUUAUUAUUUAUCCUUCUAUUAUUAGUAUAUGCUAAUGUGUAUUGUGCGCUGUUAAUGCAGAGAUGACGUGCUGCAUGGUUCAUUUCCGCUAACAAUUUCUAUUUAGUACCGUUCAGUUAUUUCUAAACGUGGUCCUUUUAGAAGUAAAACCAUGGCUUUUCGUUUAUUUGACGUUUCGCAACAUGAUGAUGUGUUUCAAAUGGAGAAAAAAAAAAGUUUAAAAAGAAGUGGUUGAUACCAAACAAUUAUAAAUAGAUGUUUUUUUGGUAAUAUUUUCUGUGGCGAGCGAUUUUCUUUAAUAUUUUCUAGUGACACCUUAUUUGUAAAUCAUUUUUCUAAGAUGUUCCUUAGUCCUCAUGGCAUUUGAUAAUGUUUUUUUUUUUUCCAGGUUAGCCUGAAAGGCUGCAGUUUAUUGAUAUUUUUAAAAUAACUUUGUACAAAUGUGUUAUGUUAAUGGGUAAAAAAAAAAAAAAAAAACUUUGCCUGCAUAACACUUGAAAUUAAAGUGAGUAAUUCUGUCUUAAA
Messenger RNA from Carassius gibelio (silver crucian carp), 5460 nucleotides. Its product is annotated as transcription factor Sp4-like. The transcript is spliced from 6 exons. NCBI's taxonomy places the organism in Eukaryota, Metazoa, Chordata, Actinopteri, Cypriniformes, Cyprinidae. The record is from RefSeq and is a predicted model, not a curated record. Gene Ontology annotation, molecular function: RNA polymerase II cis-regulatory region sequence-specific DNA binding; DNA-binding transcription factor activity, RNA polymerase II-specific. Gene Ontology annotation, biological process: regulation of transcription by RNA polymerase II. The coding region runs from base 524 to 2665 and encodes 713 amino acids.